Molecule: messenger RNA, 3097 nt
Organism: Biomphalaria glabrata
Lineage: Eukaryota; Metazoa; Mollusca; Gastropoda; Planorbidae
Product: phosphatidylinositol N-acetylglucosaminyltransferase subunit A-like
Exons: 12
Coding region: 120-1520 (466 amino acids)
Biological process (GO): GPI anchor biosynthetic process
Cellular component (GO): glycosylphosphatidylinositol-N-acetylglucosaminyltransferase (GPI-GnT) complex
Molecular function (GO): phosphatidylinositol N-acetylglucosaminyltransferase activity
Source: RefSeq, a predicted model, not a curated record
GUAAUCAUCUAGAUGAUAGAUCCAGAUAUAUUACAAAUUUAAGUCUAGAUGCUAACAUUUCACUUAAGUUAAUCUCAGCAGAGAUCUAGAAUCUAGGCCUAGGCUGCCCAAUUUUAUCCAUGGAAGAUGAAUCCAAAUUCAAAUUGUUUAAUAUUUGCAUGGUCUCUGACUUUUUUUACCCUAACAUGGGCGGGGUAGAAAGUCACAUCUAUCAGUUAUCAUCUUGCUUGGUUGAAAGGGGACAUAAAGUGAUUAUUGUCACACAUUGCUACGGUGACAGGCAAGGAGUUCGCUAUUUAGCUAAUGGAUUAAAAAUUUACUAUCUUCCAUUUCUUCCUUUCUACAACCAGUGUGUCCUCCCAACAAUAUUUCCUACUUUUCCUCUCUUGAGAAAUGUAUUUAUUCGAGAAAAUAUUCAAAUUGUGCAUGGUCAUUCGGCUUUUUCAACGCUAGGCCACGAGGCUAUGUUUCAUGCUCGUACAAUGGGGCUGAAAACGGUGUUUACUGAUCACAGUCUGUUUGGCUUUGCUGAUGCAAGUUCCAUUCUAACGAACAAAGUUCUGAAUUUUUCUCUUGUAGAUUGCACUCAUACAAUAUGUGUCUCUCAUACCUGCAGAGAAAACACAGUUCUUAGAUCAAACAUAAGCCCAUCCCUAGUCUCUGUGAUACCAAAUGCUGUGGACUCUACAGUCUUUCUACCAGAUCCAACCCAACGGCAGCCAGGAAAAAUCACAGUUGUUGUCAUCAGUCGACUUGUUUAUAGGAAAGGUAUUGACCUGCUGGCAGGUAUCAUACCUACAAUAACAAGCAAGUAUCCACAAGUACAGUUCAUUGUUGGAGGAGAUGGUCCAAAACGUAUUCUACUGGAAGAGGUCAGAGAACAGUUUCAACUCCAUGAUAGAGUGAAGAUGUUGGGAUCACUGCAACACAGUAUGAUUAGAGAUGUACUAGUUCAGGGUGACAUUAUGCUUAACACAUCUUUGACAGAGGCAUUUUGCAUAGCCAUUAUUGAAGCUGCUAGUUGUGGACUUCAAGUAGUGAGCACAAAAGUUGGAGGAAUCCCUGAAGUCUUACCACCAGAAUUACUCUACCUGGCAGAGCCAAACUCACAAGCCAUGACAUUGGAGCUAGAGAAGGCUAUUGAGGACAGGAUACACAAUAGGAAUAUGGACCCAUUUGAGCUGCAUCAAAAGAUCAAGGAGUUUUACUCUUGGAGGGAUGUGGCGAUGAGAACUGAAGUGGUGUACCAGAUAGUCAUGGAAGCACCUGUGCCCAAUGCUGCCACCAGGCUACAGAGGUUCAACCAGUGUGGGCCAGUUAGUGGUAAACUCUUUAUGCUUACUGCAGUGCUUAAUAUGAUCCUACUGUGGGUGCUACAAUGGAUAUGGCCUGACCAGAGCAUAGGUAAAGCUGAAACAUUAAAACUUUCACAAGUGGUCAAAUGUGAACAAAGGUCAGAUGUUUUAAUGGGGAAAAAAAGUUCUUCAAAUGGAACAAAGUCAUUAAUAAAAUUAAGCUAAUAAGAUGCUGAUCUAGUCUUAUGUUGAAAUUGAGGUGAUGUUUAUAAAAUCAUUCCAUAAAGCCUAAUAGCAUUUGCUGAUAAUGUUACAAUGUUUUGCUGUAUUUGACAAGUUAUUGUACCAAAGUCUUAAAAUUAUCUUACAUUGUUGUUAUUUAAACAACAAAAUAUGUAUGGCAUUUGUUUUGUCCUGUGGCUGUAGAGUUGUUAUGAUAACCUUGUAAACAUGGCUAUUUAGGCAGCUUGACUUUGCCAUUUGCCUUGUCAUUUGCUGGGUUGUUUUCUUAAUGAUAUGUUCUCAAAUUCAAAUGUGAUAAACUAAAAAAUGUUUUUAAAAUACUUACACAAAAUGAGCUACUUGGGUACUACUGUUGGUCUCUUAUCUCUAUUGUAGAAUAAAUCAAAAUUGUUUGUUCUUCUAAGAAACAUUUUACUUAGUUUUGUAAUAGACACAUUAUGUAAAACAAAAGCUGUAGCUAUUCUUAGUUUCAAUUUUUCCUGAAACACUAAAAGCUGUAUGUACAUAUAUCUCAAUUACUCUUUUCAUUCAUUAUUUGUACCAUUUUCUUCUUUAUUUUCUUUAAAGUUUAUGGAAAAUCUUUCACUUAAUUAAAUCAAAGAACAUUUUAAAAAAAACAAACAACCUGUAUGUAUGAAUCAAAAAGUAUUGCAACCUAAUGUGUAUUUGUUACAAUUAAUUCUGACAACACUAUAAACAAAAUGAUGUUCAUGUUUUUAUAUUAAAAGUUUAAACGUCAAUCUACAUAUCACUUUACAACCUUCUUUAACUGUAUAGCUUUGGAAUUAAUUUUAGUACUUUAUUCAAUAAAUAAACAUGUGCUUUUUUUAAAAACAUUUUUACAUGCUUAACAAAAGAAAAAUGUUUUUUCUUUUUGUUUGUUUGGCUAAAUAUAGAUCUACCUGGGUAAUUUCUUAAAAGCUUUAGUUGUUGAACUAGUCUGAGACAGAAAAUUGAGGCUCUGUGCUGAAUCCCAUUAUAAUGAAUUGAGAGGAAUCCAUUAACCUAGCUUUCCCAACAUGGUACAAAGUAGAGCCACAGCCAUCAAUGCCUGCAUUUAGAGCUACAGAAAUGCAUUAUUCAGAAAAUGGCUAAGAGUGAUUAGCAUUAUUUUAUCUGACUACACAGACCCAGUUUUGACCUGCCUACCUUGUCUCUGAUGAAGUUAAAUUGUUGUCUGCUGGGCUAUUUGUGGCUGUCUUCUGUAAUAGUCUUUAUUUGGAUCUCAGAAGUGUGUCUUGUAAGCUCUAUUAGAGUUCUCAACUUGUCUUUUCCAGCUGUUUUUCUCAAUACCAGUGCGGAUCAACUGAUGACUAAGUUUGAUAGCCCUUCCACCUCUGUUACACCACAUACUCCUUGACUAAAUUAUAUAAUAAAUGUAAUAGCUAAUAUUUUGAGAAUACUUCCAAUUACCAAACAAAUCAAAGAAGUAAGGUGAGAUUCACUUCAGACUUUGAUAGUUUGAGCUGAAUACAGUCAUUGAGUGUAGUUACUUGAUAUACCAUUGAUAGUCCUCAUCAUUUAUGCAAAGGCUCCCCACAUAGUACAUACACCAAAGC